GUCGUCAUUGAGACAGUUUGCAUUACAUAUUGUGAUGUUUGAUUCAAAUGGAUCAAUUAUUAUUCAUGUAACAAAAUAUUUGAAGAAAUUGGUUCAUCGCGAAACAUUUAAUCGCUGUGAUCUUGCAAUGGACGAGAGACGAUAUUAUGAGGAGUAUCAAAAAUAAUAAGGAAAUGGUAACUGCUCUUUUAGCUGACUACAAAGUGCAAGAAUCUGGAGCUACUGCGGGUGAAAUACAUAAUCGGGUUUUUAGCAAAUAUAAAGAUGUUCAGCAAAGCAAAUACGUAAAUCCAUUCGAAAGUAAUCAACCUAAACGAUAUGGCCACCAUUUCAACAACGUUGAGGAAAGCUUCACGUGUCUAUCACAGGUUAAGUACGCUAGACCGCAAUUAGCUAGAUCAGCAUCUGGAAUCCGGAAGUAUAUAAUUAAUACUGGAGAGCAUACCCAGACUCUUCGCCUUGAAAAAUGCACAAAUCCUCAAUCAAGGUGUUCCUUCAUAUCCGAAAACUAUCGCUCCUCGUGUGUUCAAGUCUACAGUUAUCACCGUUUGUUAACAUGGAAUAUAAAACUAGGUUUGCAUAUGGACGUAUUUAAAGUACCGACUUGCUGCAGUUGUCAUGUUCAUGGUUAUGCAGAAAUAUAUCCUCCAUAUCAAAAGGAUCCAUAUUCGAAUUCUAAUGAAACUUUUCCAGGAGUAGAGUUCAUCAUCCCAGAUAAAAAACACGAUAUUGAUGAGGUCAUGAAACCCAGUAAUUAUGUGAAUAAGUAUAGCCCUUCUUCACAUUUCAUCACAUCCUUGGGAACUCAUACAGAACAAUUGCCAUCUUCUUUCGAAUCUGAGAACCGUUUUUCACACACUAAAUCAAAUAUAUCAGUAAUAGAUAUGUCGCAAAAUCGUUCUACUAACAUUGUUUCGAGGCUAGGAUUGAAUAAAUCAGCCUCUAUUUCUAGACCUUACGAUAAAGUGCCUCUUCAUCAUGCACCAAAUACAAGAGCGCCUGGCUAUACUGGAACUUUUACUAAAAGUACGCAUCCCAAUAGACCGAAAAGGCCUUUCAGUAGAGAUUCUACCUUUGAUAUGGAAGAUGUAGAUACUGAAAACGACACAACUUUUGUUAAGAGACAUAACCGACCAGCCAGCCGAGAGGCAAGCCUUGCGGCCAAAAAUCAAAGUGAACGUGAUGAAGAGCUUCACAAGACUCAGAGACGAAUAAAUUACAAUUACCAUCCGAUUAUUGAUUUUUUUAAACCACAAGCCUCGAUGCUUCAUGGCGAAGUUUGAACUGAGAAGCUGCAGUCCAGUUUUCCGAGAGCGAACUUGGAUUUAUGGAAACCUGUCAUUACGUCGUAGAUAUAAUUUCUUUAAACACAAUGUACCUAAAAUUCAAGUUAUAAGUUUAAUAUAUUUAAGUCUGAAAUAUGA
This is a messenger RNA of Belonocnema kinseyi, 1424 nucleotides long. RefSeq lists its product as uncharacterized. The transcript has 5 exons. Gene Ontology annotation, molecular function: growth factor activity; Toll binding. The record is from RefSeq and is a predicted model, not a curated record. Bases 147 to 1283 code for a protein of 378 amino acids. Gene Ontology annotation, cellular component: extracellular region. Gene Ontology annotation, biological process: innate immune response; regulation of Toll signaling pathway; central nervous system formation. NCBI's taxonomy places the organism in Eukaryota, Metazoa, Arthropoda, Insecta, Hymenoptera, Cynipidae.